AUGUCCCCCGCCGCGCUGCUCCGGGCGCUGCCGCUGGCCGUGCUGCUGCUGCUCGGCCCGGCGCGGGCGGUCCGGCAGGCGCGGAGGCCCAACGUGGUGCUUAUCCUCACCGAUGACCAGGACGUCUGCCUGGGCGGCAUGACCCCCCUGAAGAAGACUAACGCUCUUAUUGCCCAGAUGGGAAUAACCUUCGUAAACGCAUAUGUCCCCAGUGCACUCUGCUGUCCUAGUCGAGCUAGCAUUUUAACAGGAAAAUAUCCACAUAAUCAUCAUGUUGUCAAUAACACUCUGGAAGGGAACUGUAGCAGCAAGUUAUGGCAGAAGAUUCAAGAACCAUACACCUUCCCAGCAUUGCUCAAAGCUAUGUGUGGUUAUCAAACAUUCUUUGCUGGAAAGUAUUUAAAUGAGUAUGGAGCAGAGGAUGCGGGGGGAGUAGGUCAUGUCCCUCCUGGAUGGAGUUUUUGGUAUGCUUUGGAGAAAAAUUCAAAGUACUACAACUACACUCUCUCAGUAAAUGGCAAAGCACGAAGGCACGGCGAGAAUUACAGUGUAGAUUAUCUCACAGAUGUACUGGCCAACAUGUCAUUGGACUUCUUGGAGUACAAAUCUAAUUUCGAACCCUUCUUUAUGAUGAUUGCAACCCCAGCACCACAUUCCCCUUGGACACCUGCUCCACAGUAUGCAAAGAGCUUUCAGAAUGUCAGUGCACCAAGAAACAGCAAUUUUAAUAUUCACGGCAAGAACAAGCACUGGUUAAUUCGACAAGCAAAGACUCCAAUGAGCAACUCUUCAAUACAGUUUCUUGAUGAUGCUUAUAGAAAGCGGUGGCAAACUCUGCUGUCAGUGGAUGACCUGAUAGAGAAACUAGUGAAGAAAUUGGAAGCGAAUGGAGAGUUAGACAACACGUACAUCUUCUACACAUCAGACAAUGGCUUCCACACUGGCCAGUUCUCUUUGCCAAUAGACAAACGGCAGCUCUAUGAGUUUGAUAUCAAAGUUCCACUGCUAGUUCGAGGACCAGGGAUAAAACCAAAUCAGACAAACAAGAUGCUUGUUGCAAACAUUGAUUUGGGUCCCACUAUUCUGGAUAUUGCUGGAUACGACUUGAAUAAGACCCAGAUGGAUGGGAUGUCACUGUUGCCACUGUUGAGAGGAGACAAAAAUGUCACGUGGAGAUCAGACUUCUUGGUGGAGUACCAAGGAGAGGGAUACAAUGGCAGUGAUCCUACCUGUCCUGGCCUAGGACCUGGAGUCACACACUGCUUCCCAGACUGUGUCUGUGAAGAUUCCUAUAACAACACGUAUGCUUGUGUAAGGACACUGUCAGCUUCCUGGGAUCUGCAGUACUGUGAAUUUGAUGACCGGGAGGUGUUUGUGGAAGUGUAUAACUUGACUGCAGAUCCACACCAGAUCAAUAACAUUGCUAAAACAAUUGAUCAAGAAAUUUUAGAAAAGAUGAACUAUCGACUGAUGAUGCUGCAGUCCUGCUCAGGAGCAACGUGCCGCACACCAGGUGUCUUCGAUCCCGGGUACAGGUUUGACCCACGGCUCAUGUUCAGCAAUCAUGGGCUACGGGCUCGGAGGUUUUCUGCACAGUUCUUGUAAGACCCUUAAGAGCCUCUUGCAAUGGGCUCCUACUGACCAGUUUCUCCAGUGACUGCAGCAGGUCUGUCUCUGUUAACUUUCUCUGAUUACAGCUGGAAGACUUUUAAUGGGCUUUUCAAACCCUGUUUGGAAGGAAACCCCUUGUCUUUAGCUGGUUGCCUUGUGCAAUAUAUAUAUUUUACAGCUGAACUCUAACUGUAAAUUGUUAGACACAGCUAAUCUGUCUUGCUCAGAUCAUUGAUUACCACCUUUGUCUUUCAAGUACCUUUUCAUAUCACAGGCACAGAGGUGAACCUAUGCCUAUGAAUCUGAACAGUUUAUUUUGUUCUAAAAAAUAAAUAAAUGUGUAUUCAAGUCAGGUUAGAUAGGCAGGUGCUAUUGCACAGUAAUGCUCACUCAUAUUCAGUGUCACAGACCUUCUUAAAAGCUAAUGCUUAAUUAUAGGUUUCCUGUAUUGAGUUCCAGGCUGUUGAGGACAAUAGCAAACUAGCCCAAAAGAGAACCGGAGGGCAUUAGCCAGAAGUGUAGGAUCUGAUUAGCAAGUGUCUUGUGCAGAAUUAAAACCUAUCUGCUAAACAGUUAUUUUCAAUGAGACCACUUUAGAUGAGACCAAUGCAUUUUGUAGGACAGCGUUGGUAGUUUGCAAACAAGAAUAUAAUUUCAGCCUCCCUCUGGUUUGAAAUGCUGGGCUGGGUUACUGUACUACUGAAAGACCUCUUAGGGUUUUGGACUGACUUCCUAGUGAGUUAAGACACUGUUGAGACUAACAACUGUUCAAGUAAGUGUGCCUGUGCUUUGAGCUAACUCUUAAAUCUGUUUUUAAUACACAAACAGAAGUAAUACUAAAAUAAACAAAAUCCAACAAACCAGGGCACCACAGUAGAGGUGAUCUGUCUCUAACCUCCAAAUGUCUUGAAUUGUUUAACUUCUUAUGUUGAUUAGAUUCUUGAAGGUAAAUUAUUUUGAAAGCAAACUAGGUAAAAAUAAGUCAUAGAAUCAUUGCUCACUAGACAUUAGGCUAAGAGCUAUUUUAGGCAGUUUAAAUGCUUCAUAGUGUCGCUUUUUGGUUGAGACCUAACUACUUGGAACCUGCAAAAAGUGGCCUUCACACCAAAGGUCUGCAUGUCAGAAGUCACUUGGUUUCCCUCCAAAAUCUUGAAAAACACACAAACUUGCGUUACCAUGUAGCUUCUGUAUAGAUUCACUGGCAAAACACCACCUGGAAACACUGAAUUAUGGACCUUCUGCAAGACAAGUUUUGUGUUGCUUGUGGGCAACUCAACUCUGUUUUCAGGAGUGAUAAUCAUUCCCUUGUCAAGCAAACUGUAGCAAAACUCUUUAGUGUUGUUAUUUCACAUCUCUUACCCCAGUAGAGAGCGUGAUUAUUUCAGCUGAUUAAGUAGGCAACAAAGUAUGACUCAAAACUGUGAAGGUGCAUCCCCCAGUGUGCAGAUCCACAAACUGGAUACAAGCAAUGCUACAACAAAGUAAAUUGAACUUUCGGGCUUUUAAUUCUGAGGCACGGAAGUUGUCCUUCAUGUUGCUUAGAGUUGCAAACUUCUGUGGUGGUCUACAGGUUAGAUUUUUAUAGAACUUUUGUUUCAAAUCUCUCAGGAGUGACCAAAUAUUUGGAAGAAAAAAAAUAGCUUGAAAGGUAGCUUUUCAGCUGAGGUAUCUGUAUAAAUGCAGAGGGUUUUAGAUAUUCAGACUCCUUACAUGCUUUCAGAAACUCAGGACUUUUUUUUUUUUUUUUUAACUACAGCUGUAGCUUUAUCCUGCUUUUUGUUUCUCAAGCUUCAGUAUUGGCCAUCAGUAUCCUUUAUACACUGUUUUGUCUCUAGAAACCAAACCAAAGUUGUCUUCAUGCUCUCAAGGGUUUUCUUACACACUGAGCUCAUGUAGGUAGUGUUUUGCUUGGAGAAUUCUAGCAAUUUAGACCUGUUCUUCGUUUAAACUUCAUUUUUGGUAGCUGUGUGGAGGCUAAUGUGAAAUACAUUGACUGCUGCACAUUAAACCCUCAUCAGUCCUAUCAAAUCUGGGUCGUACAUCAAGUUUCUGCUUAAGUUUCAAUGCAACUUGUGUAUUCUGUUGCUCCUUAUUAGAAAAAAAAAAACUUUGUUAUGGGUAUAGAAAUGUAACUUUAAUACAUUUCUUAAUUUCUUACAAUGAUUUUAAGCCCUAACAAGGACACUUUCUUUUGAAUUAUUUAUUUUUUGCCUAAUUAAUAAUAUGAAAGCUCACAGAAUUGAUGCAGAUUAUUCAGUAUGAGUGACCAGAUGUUUUACCCAAAUUAAUACUCUUGCUGUCUGCACAUACCUGUAAAGCAUUUUGUAACGAAGGUCAGUAAUUUAACACACUGUCAGAGAACCACACUAUACCUGAAAUCUGACAUAGGUAGUAAAUGUAUUAAACUGAAAUUCAGAAUUAAAUUCAUCAGUCCUUACUUAAUGGUUCAUGGGACUAUUUGAUUUGCUCCCACUUUUGAUAAAGAGUUAAGAAUUGUUAAGCACGUAGUUGAAGGAAGAACAGGAACCAAGAGCUGCCUGCCUUCCAUUGCUUUUAGAGCAGGUUAUCACUUGUGUCUGUUGCCAUAAAGCAGUUAAUUCUGAAUAUUUUUACAGCCUCAAAUGAACAGUGUUAAUUCUUAUCCUUGAUAAUUAAAAAAACCACUAUGAAGGAGCUUUGACUCUUAUCCAGAUCUAAUUCCCAAUUAAGUUAUUUUAAAACUAAAUGGUCUUUCUGGAUAUUCCAUUUCAUGUGUUAUUUGACCAUGGCUGCAUCUCUACCUUGUUAUGGAAGGCAUUGAUGUUAAAUGCACAGAGUUUUAAAUAAAGGGCCUUACUGGUACAGAGCUGAGUUUAGAUAAAAUGUGAUCAUGUUUUUUACUUUUUUUAAAAAAUCAUUAUUAUCAAAAGCAGAGCUAUGAUUUUUUUAAUGAUCUGAUAAAGUAGAUACUAUACAGGGAGAAAUUAAUAACUUUGUUAUGCAUCCUAAAGCAAACCAACAUUCAUUAUCAUCACUUCAGCAUAAGUGAAUACAGCCAGUACCUGCUUUUACCCAGCAUGGGCCCACAAAACUGGGCUUCUUCAUUUUGGGGAAUGAAGCUGUAGCAGGGACAUAUACAUGGAAACACACACCCAAAGCAAAUGUAAUACCUUUUCAAUUAAGUUAAAUUUGAGACUGAUUCAUCAAGCUGAAUACAGUAUUUGAACAUAAUGAAACAGCUGUCAUUUAUUGUGAUUCAAUUAAAAUGAAUUUUCAUUGUAUGACUCUCUCUGUAUGUGAGCAUACUUUGCUGUAGCAUGGUGUGAGUAUAUUUCUGCUGUUUUGAACAUCUGUUUAGCAAGUGCCCUUCUAGAGGACCCUGUUCACUGCUGCACUUUUGAAGAAAGAAAAAAUAAACUGCCUAUCAAACUUCC
Messenger RNA from Hirundo rustica (Barn swallow), 5024 nucleotides. RefSeq names its product glucosamine (N-acetyl)-6-sulfatase (gene GNS). NCBI's taxonomy places the organism in Eukaryota, Metazoa, Chordata, Aves, Passeriformes, Hirundinidae. The coding region runs from base 1 to 1605 and encodes 534 amino acids. The transcript is spliced from 14 exons. Gene Ontology annotation, molecular function: glycosaminoglycan binding; N-acetylglucosamine-6-sulfatase activity. The record is from RefSeq and is a predicted model, not a curated record. Gene Ontology annotation, biological process: glycosaminoglycan metabolic process.